CUCUAUCCUUAAUUAAUGACGUUCAAGUCUCUUGACCGUUGCCCCAUCUCACCAACCCGUGCCUCUCCCCCUCCUCUCUGCCCGAAAGACAUGGCCUCUACCACCGUUCUGCCCGUGGUGCUGCCCGUCACGGCCUCUCACAAGCAUUCCCACGCCAAGAGUUCCUCCUUCAGGCCACUGCUCGCAAGAUCCGGUCUUCCCACGCUGCCCAAGCUCGCCUCCCCGCCCUCCUCGGGCAAGCCCCUCGGGCAAGAGCUGUCAGUGUCGGGCCUAACGGCGUUAGCUUUAACGGCAGCAAUGGUCGUGCCAGACAUCGCAGAGGCUGCCCAGCCAGGGAUCUCGCCGUCACUGAAGAAUUACCUGCUGAGUAUUGUCGCCGGUGGGGUCGUUCUCGCGGUCCUCGUCGGAGCCGUUAUAGCAGUCGCUAACUUCGAUCCCGUCAAACGAUCUUAGCCAACGGCCACCGUUUUAACGGAUACGGUCCUUGUAUUUCCGGUUUAUAUCGUAGUAACAUGUAAUAUAUAUUAUGGUUUUCUUGGAAUGAAAAUACGGAGAAAUGACGAUA
This is a messenger RNA of Magnolia sinica, 565 nucleotides long. RefSeq lists its product as uncharacterized. Gene Ontology annotation, cellular component: membrane; photosystem II. Gene Ontology annotation, biological process: photosynthesis. The record is from RefSeq and is a predicted model, not a curated record. The transcript has a single exon. Lineage: Eukaryota; Viridiplantae; Streptophyta; Magnoliopsida; Magnoliales; Magnoliaceae. Bases 16 to 453 code for a protein of 145 amino acids.